Menidia menidia (Atlantic silverside) is the source of this 2004-nucleotide messenger RNA. The record is from the annotation of a GenBank genome assembly. NCBI's taxonomy places the organism in Eukaryota, Metazoa, Chordata, Actinopteri, Atheriniformes, Atherinopsidae.
CUGGGACACUGAAUGAAUUUUAGCUCCUGAAAACAUCCUGCCAGUCUGCAGUUGUGAGGCUUCAGCAUCCCCGCCAUGUUUUCCUCGGCCGUCCCUUACAAAAACCAACACUACGAUGACCUGAAGAAGGACUGUGUGAAGGAUAAGAAGCUGUUUGAGGACCCAGAGUUCCCAGCUACCGAUUCAUCUUUGUUUUUUAGGAGACCGCCUCCUGGAUUAGUGCAAUGGAAACGACCAGGGGAGAUAAGUGAAUCACCUCAUCUGUUUGUGGAGGGCAUCAGCUCCCAUGAUCUGAACCAGGGCAGUGUGGGAAACUGCUGGUUCGUCGCUGCCUGCUCCUGCUUGGCCUUAAAACCGCACCUCUGGAAAAAGGUGAUUCCUGACUGGAAGGAGCAGGAAUGGGAUCCUAAUCACCCAGAAAAGUAUGCUGGCAUCUUCCACUUUCAGUUUUGGAUCUUCGGAGAGUGGGUCGACGUGGUAGUGGACGACCGGCUGCCGACCAUCAACGGGGAACUCAUCUACUGCCACUCAAAACACAAUAAUGAAUUCUGGAGUGCUCUUCUGGAGAAAGCCUAUGCCAAGCUCUCUGGCUGCUAUGAGUCUUUGGAGGGAGGAAACACCGGAGACGCUGUGGUGGAUUUCAGUGGAGCUGUGGCAGAAACCAUCAACCUGGAGGUAGAGGCUUACUAUAAAGACCCAGAAAGACAGGACAAGCUGUUCGAGGAUCUACUCAAAGUGUGGGAUCGUGGAGGAAUCAUCAGCUGCUCCAUUAAGGCAGAACCUCAUGAAAUUGAGCUCAAGAUGGCAAACGGGCUGGUGAAAGGUCACGCAUACUCGGUAACUGCAGUGAAGCGAGUGCGUAUGGGUCACGGGCUGCUGGCCUACUUCAAAAACGAGACCAUUCCUCUGAUCCGCAUGCGAAACCCCUGGGGCAAGACAGAGUGGAAGGGAGCCUGGAGUGACAGCUCUGAAGAAUGGUCAAAGGUUGGCGACACUGAGAGGGGCAACCUUGGCAUCACUGUGGAGGAUGAUGGCGAGUUCUGGAUGUCCUUCACAGACUGGUGCAAGUUCUUCACAGAUGCAGAUGUUUGCCGGCUGAUCAACACGUCCCUGAUCAGCAUCCAUAAGACGUGGAACGAGGCUGUUCACUUCGGCAGCUGGACCAAGAACGCAGAGCCACUGCUGAACCGCUGCGGCGGCUGUGCAAACCACAAGCCCACAUUCCUCCAGAAUCCACAGUACUUAUUUGACAUUACAAAGGAGGCUGAUGAGGUCCUCAUCUCCCUGCAACAAAGAGACAUGAAGAUCCACAGAAGGUUUGGUCAGGGGGAAAAUCUGACCAUCGGCUUCAGUGUCUUCAAGGUGGAGCUGAACAGGAAGUACCGAAUGCAUGACAUCCUGACUCAACAGUGCGUGGCCACCUCCACCUACAUCAACGCUCGGACUGUCUUCAUGAGAUGUACGCUGACUCAGGGUCGAUACGUCAUCAUCCCCACCACCUUCAAACCUCAGACGCUGGGAGACUACAUGCUAAGAAUGUUCACAGAUGUAGACUCAGACUGCAGGGAACUGACGGAGGACAAGCCAAAGCCAAAGUGCUGGAGUGCAUUUUUUGGAUAUCCACAAGCUGUUACUCACAUCUACGUCCAUGGAGCCGAAGGCCUGCAGAACCAGGACAGUACAGGAGGUGCUGACCCUUACGUCAUCAUGUACUGCGAGGGUAAAUCAGUGAGGUCCACCAUCAAAAAGGACACCUUGGAACCAGAAUUUGCUACGAGUGCUAUUUUCUACCGGAAAAAGCCCAGGAAACCCGUAACUGUGGAGGUAUGGAACAGUAAUGCGGUGAAGGAUGAAUUUAUGGGACAGGUAGUGCUGUCUGCAGCAGUGAUGGACACUUCAGACCCUCAGAGGCUUCAGCUGAGGAAGAGAGGCCAGACGAUGGCCGAUGAGAUGCCCGGCAGCCUCAGCCUGAGGGUCAUCACUGCCACUCAGCUGAUAGCCAUG